AUGGCCAGCAAAAACGACCCCCGGGACUCUUCUUUGGAGGUCAAGAUGUCGUUCCCCAAGACGUGGAAUAGGGAUGGCUCGAAUCCUCUGAGCGUGUCCGGCAUGUUCCUAGCAGGCCUGAUCAUGGUCACCCGAAACCGAUACCUUGCUUGGCCGGCCAUCUUGCUUGCCUUCAACGCGUACAUUAACCAACACCCUCUAAGGACCAAGGAGGGCAGUGGGAAUGCUCUGAUGAAUUUAAUGAUGUGUAUAAUGGCCCUCAUCGCCUCGUACUUCCCGCUUUUCGUAGUCUCGAACUCGUUCAACGUCGCGCAGUCCCCGUAG
Messenger RNA from Pleurotus ostreatus (oyster mushroom), 324 nucleotides. RefSeq lists its product as uncharacterized. Lineage: Eukaryota; Fungi; Basidiomycota; Agaricomycetes; Agaricales; Pleurotaceae. The record is from RefSeq and is a predicted model, not a curated record. The transcript is spliced from 4 exons. Gene Ontology annotation, cellular component: endoplasmic reticulum membrane. The coding region runs from base 1 to 324 and encodes 107 amino acids. Gene Ontology annotation, molecular function: protein folding chaperone. Gene Ontology annotation, biological process: protein insertion into ER membrane.